CACAGAUCCAUUCGGCCUUCAAGCUGAAGCCGAAGCCAGUUCUAUGCCGAGUCUUCACGCUUCCGUGAGAGCAUUCGACCAAGUUUCCACACACCUCAAUUUCUGCGUGCUAACUACCCAUGCCGCACUGGAUUUGCGCUCGAUGUCACCGGAAAUUCGCUUUCGCUAGACGUCGCGGCUCUGCGCUCGCCUCUCUCAGCAAAGAAUACAGCGGAGGAAUUGUUCUUUUACCGUUUUAUUCAACUGCCGACGUCUUCCAUAUAUGGCGGCCUCGGAUCGAGCACCGUCACAGUAGAAGGUAAGGUUCUAGGCUAGCACCGAUCUCGAAUCAACUGUUCCUUGCAACCACUGUCACGAGGAUGCCGUACGCGCGCCACACACCCCCCAUUCCCAAACUGGAUACCUGGGGUAGGAGAACCUGGAGCAGGCUGGGAUUCUCACAUAGCAUGAUUGUUUAGCAUCUGUCUUUGAGGCAACGCUAUGAAGCAGCCGUCGUGGUGGGUAUACUCCGGAGCCACGGUCCCCGGCCAAGUCAAACAUCGUUUACCCAAAAACCCGUGCGAACAUCCCGGCUGCGGGCUUUCAGAGGCAAGUCUAGUUGAAACCAUGUACAACAUUUGAACAAUUUCUUUGGCCAGUUUCAUCCAGUCCACUUUGAUCCACGAAUCAUGCCUACUGCGGCACGAGCCAGCAGACAGAUCUGGCCCCAUCUUCAUCGUUCUGCAUGUUUAAGCCCACAGACUAUCGCGGAGAAACGAGCCCCUAGCAGGGUGUGCUUGGUAGUGCCAUGCGAAGCCAUGAUUCAAGAAUUAAGCUGAACGUCUGAGAUUCAAUCUUAUAUCUAACCAGCGAGAGUCUGCGGCGUUGCUUUUCUCCUCCUAAGCUUGCCAGGUCAAAAGGUUAGCCUUGUGAAGAUGCCGUUCGGAAUCAAGGACUGCAAGAAACUGGAGGUGGUGCCGGGCACCUCCUUCAUGAGCGAUCAGGAUGACCUGCCACCCGAGUACGCCGAAGUGCCUCGAGAACAGCUAAAGCACGGAAAGGGACGAUUUUCCAACAUCAUUCUCGUCCCACAGCCUUCAGAUUCGCCAAAUGAUCCACUGAACUGGCCUCAAUGGCAGAAGGAAAUGAUCCUGCUCAUUGUCGGCCUUUCCGCUGCUGUCGUGGGCGCCUUCGGACCGAUGCUGUCUCCAGGUUUCGUGGAAGUCUCGGCCCAGCUUAACAUCACUGUGGAAGUGCUGUCCCAGGCCACCGCAUGGCUGAUUCUUACCAUUGGCCUGGCGCUGUUCAUCCUAAACCCGCUAGCCAAGAUUUACGGAAAGAGGCCGAUUUAUAUCCUGGCCAUCUGCAUUAUGUUCGCCUGCAGCGUCUGGGGAGCUAAAGCCGACAACUAUAGCUCGUUCCUUGCAAGUCGAGUCAUUUCGGGCAUCGGCAUGGCCCCUUAUGAGGUCUUAGUGCAAUGCACGAUAGGAGAUCUCUACUUCGUGCAUGAACGUGCCACUCGAAUCGCUGUGUGGAACUUGUUCCUUCUCACCGGCAUUGCUGGCGGUGCUCUCGUCAGUGGUUAUAUCAUCGAAUACGACGGAUACAAGUGGACAUUUGGCGUCUGUGCCAUCUUUUUCGGCGUCCUCAUGAUCGGCGUCCUGUUCUUGGUUCCAGAAACAUCAUUUCGUCGCGAUGCCGUCGUCGUCAUUCCUGUCCCGGAUGCCACAACCAGCGAUGAGGAAAAGUCUGGAGCGCAGCAUGUCCAUAUGGCGCUCGCUCAUGAACACGAUUUGUCUCAGGCCCGCGGAGAGAAGGAUAAGCACCUGUCCUACUCCGCCACACGAGGUUCGACGGAGCCCAAAUUGACUUACUGGCAGUCGCUGCGGAUAUUUACUGGACGUUAUAGCUACGCCCCCAUUUACAAGAUCUUCACUCGCCCGGUCAUUUUGUUUUUCUACCCAGCAGUCUUAUGGGGCUUUUUGAUUUAUGGGACGACGCUUUCUUGGAUUGUCUGUUUCUCAGUGGUAAAUGGGGUGAUAUUCGUUGCACCUCCUUACAACUUUUCAGUGUCACAGGUGGGCCUUAUCAGUCUCUCGCCAUUUAUCUUGACGUUGCUCGGGGAGGUCAUUUCGGGUCCCCUGAACGACUGGAUUUGUGUCUACCUAACCAAGAAGAACAAGGGCAUUUACGAACCAGAGUUCCGCCUGGUGCUGAUUGUGGUUGUCAUUAUCCUCGGCACCGUGGGCUUUUUUGGAUUUGGGGCGACUGUCCAUUAUCAAACACAUUGGCUCGGCCCAGUCCUUACUUUCGGCUUCGCCAAUAUGAGUCUGGCAUUCGCAUCGACAUGUGUUUUCGGCUACGUGAUCGACUCUUACCCGAAAUUGAACGAGGAGGCAUUUGUGGCCAUCAACGCCCGCAACCUACUGACAUUUGGGCUGACCUAUUUUGUCAACAACUGGUUGGCGCAGGACGGGGCUCUCAAGGUCUUCUGCAUCCUGGGGGCACUGUUCCUCUUUGUGUGCUUCUUGACAUUCCCACUAUGGGUGUUCGGAAAGAAGAUUCGGUCGUGGACUGGGCGGAACGAGUGGCUGCAGCGGUUUAUGAACGAUGACUUUUAGGAUGGACAAAGCUGGCGGACCUUAUGGCAUCAGACAGAGGGCCCGGGAUCCGCAAUAAUAUAUGGAGAGCCCCAGAUCCGAGAGUAAAAGUGGAUAAAAUAAUGUGAUACAAGCUUGAAGGUGAUCUGAGCUGGACCAAGUGGUGCCAGACCAGACCAGACAUCGGAUCGGUUCCAUGUCGUGUAACUCAGCAGUUAUUUAUUUUUAUUGCCUCCAGUAGGUCAAGAUGGCUCCACCACUGUACUCGACCUCUGGGACAACUGU
Molecule: messenger RNA, 2864 nt
Organism: Exophiala dermatitidis NIH/UT8656
Lineage: Eukaryota; Fungi; Ascomycota; Eurotiomycetes; Chaetothyriales; Herpotrichiellaceae
Product: serine/threonine kinase 16
Exons: 4
Coding region: 915-2600 (561 amino acids)
Biological process (GO): transmembrane transport
Molecular function (GO): transmembrane transporter activity
Source: RefSeq, a predicted model, not a curated record